This is a messenger RNA of Solea senegalensis (Senegalese sole), 6023 nucleotides long. RefSeq names its product remodeling and spacing factor 1a (gene rsf1a). NCBI's taxonomy places the organism in Eukaryota, Metazoa, Chordata, Actinopteri, Pleuronectiformes, Soleidae. The record is from RefSeq and is a predicted model, not a curated record. Gene Ontology annotation, biological process: regulation of DNA-templated transcription. Gene Ontology annotation, cellular component: RSF complex. The transcript has 18 exons. Bases 73 to 4608 code for a protein of 1511 amino acids.
GCAAACGGCUGUUAAGUCGCAACAACGCGUCUAAAUUUGGUCGUGUUUUGAAAAUCCCAUCCGGAGGUUACAAUGGUACUCGUACUGUGUAGCUUGACGCCGGUGAACGUUCGCUCUUCAUUCAUUUCACUCGCAUCCCAGCAGCGAGCCCUCCCCUCCUGUUUCUCUCCGCUUGGAAAGAUGGCUCCUCCGGCAGUGGCGAGGAGCUCUGGCCCGGCGCUAUGCCCGAGCUUCGCGGAGGCCUGUUCGUUCCUGGACCGAUAUGGAGCGGCUCUGGAUCUGCCCGAGAUGACUUUCCCUCAGAUGGAGAGGUAUCUGCGGGAAACGACAUCAGUCCCCAAACCUCUUGUGGAGCUCCACGUGAAACUACUCAGAAAAUUGGGAAGAUCUGUGACAACAGAUCGCUGGGAAAAAUACCUGGCUAAGGUUUGCCAGGAGUUGAAUAGUACCUGGGCAUGGGAGCUGGAACAGAAGGGCUACCAAGAGAUGUCCAUGGAGUGCAAGUCAAGCAUCCUCAAAUACCUCUGCGAAUGUCAGUUUGAUGACAACCUCAAGUUUAAGAUGGCCAUCAAUGAAGAGGACCCGGACAAGAUGCGUCUGCAGCCUAUAGGUCGGGACCAGCAGGGCCUGAUGUACUGGCUUCAGCUGGACCAGGAGCAGAACAUCCGGCUGUACACAGAGGAGCAGGACGAUCUGGACGGAUCCACAUGGAAAUGCAUUGUUAGGACUCGUAAUGACUUGGCUGAGGCUCUGGACCUGUUGAAGGCUCAGAUUGAUCCAAACCACAGUCAGGAGAGGGACCAGAACCAGGCUGAGUCCACAGAGAAUGCAGGAGAUGAAGCCACAGGAGGCAGCAACCCUGACCCUUCCAAAGCUGCAGAAGAACACACCGAACCCAAGACAGUUGACCAAGUCAAGGAGCCCCUAAAACAAGUUAUAGAUCAGGAGCAGCUGCAGCCAAUCAAGCAGGAAAACACUGAGGCUGAAGUGAAAGAAGAGAGGGUAGACCACAAACCCCCUGUGUUCGAUAACCGUGUGAGCACGAUCACGACCAUCGUCAAAGCAGAAUCCAGGGACGCUGACACCCCCAAAAAUGCUGUGUCGGUUGUUAUGUCACCGGGUGCAUCAGUGGUGAAACCGGAAUUGAACAAGGAAGAUGAAGCAGGGCGGGCAGUUGUCAGGAGCAGCCACCAGGCCAAGAUACCACUGAAGAAGAGGGAGCUAAAGCUCGCAGAAAGCUACCAGAGUAACCAUGUGAAUAACAACAACAGCAGCAGCAGCAGCAGUAGUAUUAUUGUGUGCAACCCCUCAGUGAUCCAGAGCAAGGACGGUCAUGGAAGGGAAGGGAACUUAUCUAACUCAUUAGCUCCACCUCAUGGUCCAUCUGUGUGCCCGCAGGAGCAGCAGCAGCUAAUGGCUGCUGCCUCCAGGCAAGAACUGACCAAUGGAAGACCGUCUGUCCUUCUGCCUCACAAAGAGGGACACAACGGAGUCAUUGGGGUCAUUGGUCAAGUCGGUGUUAUAGGUCAUGUAGGUGUCAUCCGCAGCCCGUCUGAACGACACCGAGCCGCCGGUGCUGAACAGCAGGAGCCAAAUGGGCCAGGGUCAGACCUGUGGGGCUCCAGAGCAGUGGAGGGAGAUAGGGAGGUGAGCAGGCAGUCAGUGCUGGUGAGGAAGGGACCUAUGGAACGGGACUCUGCUGCUGCUCUUGCUCCUCACAAGGCGAUGGAGGCUCAAACCGUUCGAAAGCUGCCAACAUUGACACUCUCUAAAUGUGAUUCAACCCUUGAGGCUGCAGUGAGAAAAGUUGAAUCUGAUGCCGUAUCUUCACAGUCUACAGAGGAGCCCAAGAGACAGCCAGCAAAAGACCUUGGUAAGGAGACAACAGAGGGACACUUGGACAGGGGGACGAAAACAGGACUCAGUCAUCAACAGAAAGAUGACAACAAUGAUGGGAGGGCGGGGAGGACAAAAAAAAUAUCUGUUGCAGAGGAAGGAAAUAAUGAUGACCAUGAAAAGAACAGAAGCACCUUAUUGAAGCUGGAGGUUGAGUCAGUAGACACAGUUCCACCUCUAAAAGUGGACCAGAGAGAUGAAAAAGGCCACACAGACCACCAGGGAGAUGGGGUCAACGGUGAGCUUGAAGCCCAGGUCAGGGUGAAGGACAAUGGUGUUGGAUCAGCGGUGAGGCAGGGUCUCCUGGAGGAAGCCUCCUCUGAGCUUCAGAAAGAAGGAAUCAGGCUGAAGAUAAAGAUUCCUCCUCACAGGAGAAACAAGUUAAAAGGAAAAGGGGGGAAAGGCGAGGAGAAAGAGGGGGAGCAGGACGGGCAAGAUGACGGCAGGCCUCUGAGGAGAUCUGCCCGGAUUUGCAGAUCAUCUGCUUUGCCAAACUGCAGGCCGAGCUCGAAGGCAGCAGAGAGCCAGAGAAAGAAACCUCAAAAAAAACAGGCACUGGCUUCCAGAACGAGGGAAGAUGAGCAAGAAGAGGAUGAAGAAGAGGAAGAGGAGGAAGAAGAGGAGCAGAGCUCUGCCAUAAAGAAUAGCAGAAAAGCAGAACUGGUCAUGCAAAGCAGGAAACGAAGGGGGAAACGGAGGCAUCGGCGCCCCCGGUGGUCCAAUAUUCGCUCAAAGAGGCGAAAACUGAACGAGGGAGAAGAGGUGGAGGACAGAAGGAAGAAACAAGGAGAGGAGGAGAGCGAGGGAGGGAGCGACUCAGAAGAAUCCUGUAAAUCAGAGGACAUCCCCAGUGAAGAUGCCUGCACUCACUGUGGCCUGCCCAACCACCCUGAACUGAUUCUGUUGUGCGACUCCUGUGACAGUGGGUACCACACUGCCUGUCUGCGGCCACCGCUCAUGUUGAUUCCCGACGGAGAGUGGUUCUGUCCACCUUGUCAACAUAAGAUGUUGUGUGAGAAACUGGAGGAGCAGCUACAAAAUCUGGACAGUGCUUUGAAGAAAAAGGAGAGAGCAGAGAGGAGGCGGGAGCGCCUGGUGUAUGUGGGAAUCAGUGUGGAGAACAUCAUUCCUGGAGAUGAGGAGGACGACGAGGAGGAAGAGGAGGAGAGGUCUCCGAAGAAGAAAGUUUCCGAAAAGAGCAAAAAUCUCGGAAGGAGAUCAACAAGAACCAGAAAACAUAUCAGCUACAGGUUUGAUGACUUUGAUGACGCCAUCGAUGAAGCUAUAGAAGAAGACAUCAGAGACCUCUGUGGUGGAACAGGGCCGGGCAAAGAAAUCAAUACCAUGCCUGCAGAGGAUGGGAAAGAAAGCCAGCGGCCAAUCAGAAGCCAGGCACAUUUUGUGCGCAGCAGAAAGAAGCGGAGGCUGAACGACCUGGAGAGUGACAGCACGGCAGCAGAGAGCGAAGACGAGUUCAUGCUCAGCAACAGUUCAGAGGAUGAAGAUUUUGGCGCGUCUGGGGCAGAUGAUUAUGAGGAAGAAGAAGAUGGUGGCAGUGACGUGGGCAGCUUGGAGAGUGGGAUACCCCACAAACGGGCGCUGAAAAGGGCACUCAAACACAGAGUCAGCAAGACCCAACACAGGGGCAGGAAACGACCCAGGCGGCGGCGGAGACGCUCCUCCGAGGAAGAGGAGGAAGAAAGUGAGGAAGAGAUGGACUCUGACCAGUUCAGCGACAUGACUGACAGUGACGCUGACAAAAAGAGACGAGGCCUGAGACGCGGCCAGCGGCAGCAGGUCAACUACCGCGAGACAUCCGAGUCCUCGGACAACUCCCGGCCGUCCGCCUCCCAGAACAAGGUCAGGCCGAGAGGGAGGCCGCGCAAGGAGCGUCUUUCCAGCGACUACAGUGAUGUGUCGCACUCUUCCAGAGACUCGGAUGAGGAAGAGGAGGACUACGAAGACGAGGAGGAUGACCAGAAAAGGAGAAGGAUCAGGAGAAGAGAGGAGAAAGACCUGCAGAGGAGGAGGAUGAAAGACAAAUGGAGGAGAGGCAAAGAUGACAAAGACGAGGACAACAGAGAGAGGCGGAGGCGGCUGAAAGAGAAAGAGUUGAAGGAGGUGGAAAAAGACAAGCGGAGGAGAUUAAAGAGAACGGACAGAAAAGAGGAGGACCUGGAGAAGAUGGGCAGAGGAAGGAGGCGGGAGAUCUUGUCACAACAGCGGCGCAAACGGCUCGCACAAAUGCUGAAGAAACAGCGGCCUUCCACAGAUGACGACGACGAGUCAGAAGAUUCAGAGUCGUCAUCAGAAGAAGAUCGUCCAAUUCGCAAAAGACUCAACCGCAUUGACUCAGAUGAUGAUGACGAGGAGGAUGAGGAAGAAGAGGGGAGGCAGAAGAGGAAGUCUUCAGCUUCAGAGAGGAGGGUGGAUGGCGACACUCAGGAAAAGGGAAGGGGCCACAGCCUGUCGCCAUCAAACAGACAUCAGACCUCCAGAGGGUUAGCCAAGCCUGGGGAUGGAAGUCCCACAACGACCAAGGAUGGUGCAGAAUUAGGCAGGCAGGGCAAACACAAUGGCCCCUUCCAUCCAGAAGACUUAGAGGAGGAGGAUGAAGAGGGGGAUGAGGGGGAUGAGGAGGACGAUGACGAAGAGGGGGAGGAGGGCCAGACAGACUCAUUAAACUCUGUCCAGAACAGUCCACUGUCAUGAUGGCUGUGUUUGUGCGAAUAACACUUGUCUCUCUAUUUCAGUUUUUUUUGUAACUGUCAGACCUUGUUACCCACAAACCACCUGUGGAAUCCAACUCCACCCCCAUCCUCACUGUUGUAUCGUGGUAGAGUGCCAUUCACUGUAACGUACGGUACCUCACAACAGAACUUUGUCAGUACCUUUCACACUCACCGUCACUUCUUGGACCAACAGCAGCUCGCAGCACUUUGUGUUUCAGUGGACACUCUGAAGCGUACCACCGCAGGUUGUCGUAACCAUUCCUCUGGACUCUGAGUCUUGGACGUCUCUCUGGUGUGUCCAUGUGAUGGAAUGGCCGUGGUUUGUGUGUGUACGCUCGCGUGUUUGUGUAGUGUACCUCAUUCUAAAGCACUUCAUCAUUCUUAUGGCACUUAAUAACCUGCUGCCAAGGCGAGCACCAGUGUCAGACCAAACACCAACAAGUCAGGAGAUCGAACGACAACAAAACUGCAAUUUAAUCUGGUUGCACAUUUGCACACGAGGAUGAUUUGGGUUUUAUUUGUCCCAAGACAAAGUCCAGUGAGCAACACCACCACAAGAAAGAUGUAAAAAUCAAUGUUCUCUAACAUUGUCUUUGGAGAUCAACAUAAAAAACAGUAAUAACAAUAAUCAGAAGUCCGUGUCACAAACAUAGACUUAAAAAUGUAGACGCUGCAUUGGCCCUUGAAUCACAUGUUGCCGCCAUGUUUGUUCAAAAACAAAAACAGAUGGAGGUGGUGAAGACAUUUUAGCAGACCAACUUCACAUACACCACAAAACCUUAAAUGUACAAACAACCCGUUUUGAGACACUUUUUAUCCAGAAACAGUGACUCUUCCUUUGUUCUUCUGUUUUGAUUUUGUUCAGAAACCAAUAUGGCAGCAACACUGACACUUGGCUACAGUAAACCAGAGCGGUCAAUGCAGUGUUUAUGGUGCAGGAGCAGCAUAAACUUGCUCAGUUUGUGGUGCGUUCAAGUGCUCUCGUUAACUCGUGAAGUAAGAUUUGUUUUAACAUGAUCAUCAAAAUGAUCAAUAUUUUAAAACGCUUUUUUUAAAUGUAGCUGCUGAGAGUUUUUCUUUCUCUUUUUCGAACAAAGCAGUGAAAGAAUCACCUGAACGUGAGUACAUGAUAGAAAUUAGACGACGGUCAUGUGAUCACUUAGUAAGCAAAACCUAAAAAAUGAAAAUUCCUCUUACACAGACUGGGGUGAAUGAGCAGUAAAACAGACAGUGGAACCAUUUUGGAUCAGUCCUGGAUUGGCUUUGUUUCCUCCUCGGCGUGUUUGCUUUCACACUGGUCGCUCAUUUGUUCCACAGGCCUUGGUUUCGGUGGGAAUAUGUUUGCUGUACAUACUUUGCCUGUUUCACUGUAAGAUAAUAGAUGUUCUGUUCUUA